This is a messenger RNA of Puccinia graminis f. sp. tritici CRL 75-36-700-3, 351 nucleotides long. RefSeq lists its product as uncharacterized. The record is from RefSeq and is a predicted model, not a curated record. Bases 1 to 351 code for a protein of 116 amino acids. NCBI's taxonomy places the organism in Eukaryota, Fungi, Basidiomycota, Pucciniomycetes, Pucciniales, Pucciniaceae. The transcript is spliced from 4 exons.
AUGUACCAGCCCUGUCACAGGUGUAACAGGUCCCGAUCGGCGAUAAGUGUGCCCGCUCCCCGCCGUAGCUCCUUCCUCUCCGUGGGUAUCUUUCCAUUCCCCCUCGUUCGAUCCGCCACCAUCUCUCUCUUGCUGGAAUUCGACUGGCCGCCACUCAUCUCGUCUUCGACCGCGUCACUCGACCGAUGGUGGAUCCAUCUCGACAGGUGCAUGACGCCACCGCCGAUCCUCCUCCGUGCUAGUGCUGCCAAGAAGCUUUUGACGUGCUCUCAACCAGUGGAACAACUGCAGACGGCUCUCCGUCCUCGGCGAAUUUGGGAUCUCGCCUCCCUAGUGUCCUCUAGGAUCUGA